UUGAUGCUACUUGUCAGACUUAUUCUUCUGAAGAAAGGAAAUCGCAACGAGCUAAAGCGCAAGCAAACAAUUUUCUUCCCAUCACUGGUUGCAUUCUUUUUAUCUGUUCUUCGGAAGUGAAGUCCAUUUCACCCAACAAAAUACUGCUAAAAGAUCUCACUUCUUUCCCUUUGUUUGUUUCCAUCCCCUAAAACUCCCACUGAUUUCUGUGCCUCCGAACUUCUCCAGUUUGUGCAAGAAAUGGAUCUCGUUUUCUAGUUUCAGAGACUGAUUCUCGGAGGCAGUGUAGAGAAAAUGGCAGCAGAAACGCAAGCAUCUGCAGAGAAGCCAAGCUCCAAAAGGCAGGCUUGGUUCUGCACCACUGGAUUACCAAGCGACAUUGUCAUCGAAGUGGACGAUAUGGCUUUCCAUCUCCACAAGUUUCCUCUAAUGUCAAAGAGCCGAAAGCUGCACAAUUUGAUAACAGAGCAAGAAGCAAACUGCCCUACUUCUACCAGAGAGAUUCAAGAUGAAACAGCCGAAACACAGCAGCAGGAGGAAGAUGAAGUUGAGGAAGAGCACUGCCACAUAGUGCUCUCUGAUUUCCCCGGCGGCUGUGAGAUCUUCGAGAUGGCAUCGAAGUUCUGCUACGGUGUGAAGAUUGACCUCAACUCUUCCAAUGUUGCUCCUCUCCGCUGCGCCGGAGAGUUUCUGGAAAUGACGGAGGAGUACAGCGAAGAAAACCUCAUCUCAAAAACUGAGAGAUUCCUUUCCCAGACCGUGCCUAAAAGCAUCAGAGAGUCGAUUAAAACGCUGAAAUCUUGUGAGCCUGUGAUGCCUCUAGCCGAGGACUUGGGGAUUACGCAGAGAUGUAUCGCUUCGAUUGCUUCAAAAGCGCCUUCCGCUGAUCCAGCUUUGUUUGGAUGGCCAGUCAAUGACGGAGCCAACGGCGCUCAAGAAUAUUCGAAACAGAUGCUGUGGAAUGGAAUCGAAACCGGAGGAAGAAAAAAGACCGGCGGUAGGGGAACCAAUGCGGUCUCCUGGUUCGAGGAUCUCGCCCAGCUGAGUCUGCCUCUGUUUAAGCGGUUGAUUUUCUCCAUGAGAGAUCAAGAUGUAAGCUCCGAAGUUAUUGAGAGCUGUUUAAUGAACUACGCCAAGAAAUAUAUUCCCGGUAUAUCCAGGUCGAACCGGAAGCCGUCGUUGCCUUCCUCCUCUUCGUCUUGUAUGCCUACGGAGACUGAACAGAAGGAGUUGUUAGAGACCGUAAUCAGUAAUCUUCCACUGGAGAAGAGCUCCAGAAAUUCAACCGCAACAAGGUUCCUUUUCGGAUUGCUGAGGACAGCCAAUAUUUUGAAUGCUUCGGAAUCUUGUAAAGCUGCUCUAGAGAAGAAAAUAGGAUCGCAACUCGAACAAGCAACACUGGAUGAUCUUCUGAUUCCAAGCUAUUCGUAUCUGAAUGAGACUCUGUAUGAUGUUGAUUGUGCCGAGAGGAUCUUAUCCUACUUCUUGGAUGGACUCGACGAGAGAAAUGCAGCCGUAACUGAACUUGAUCAAGCUGAGGACGGUCUCAGAUCGCCAGCGUUAAUGGCCGUCGGCAAAUUGAUAGAUGGCUAUCUCGCCGAGAUCGCCUCCGACGCGAAUCUGAAGCCGGAUAAAUUCUAUAACCUAGCAAUUUCUCUCCCCGAACAAGCUAGGCUCUUCGACGACGGCGUUUACCGGGCCGUCGAUGUGUACCUCAAGGCACAUCCAUGGAUCUCCGAAGCAGAACGCGAGAAGAUCUGCGGAGUAAUGGACUGCCAAAAGCUGACAUUAGAGGCAUGCACCCACGCCGCACAGAACGAUCGCCUCCCACUCCGAGCAGUAGUGCAGGUCCUUUUCUUCGAACAGCUUCAGCUCCGUCACGCCAUCGCCGGCACGCUCAUGGCCGCCGAGACAUUACCGGCGGAAACCGGAAGAUUCUCAGCCGUAUCCCGGCGCGAAGCGGAAGAGGUGGAGGAAGAGGAGGAGGAGGAGGAGGCGGAAGUUCCGGCCCCAAUAGCGCACGAGAGCAGCACGUGGAGAGAGACGGUGAGGGAGAAUCAGAUGCUUCGCCUGGACAUGGAUAGCAUGAGGACGCGGGUUCAUCAGCUGGAGAGGGAGUGCUCCACCAUGAAAAAAGUCAUCGAGAAUAUCGAUAAGGCGGGCCCACAAGAUGGCGGAGGCCGCUGGCGACGGUCGUUGAUCAGACGGUUUGGGUGUAAGUUCAAAACUCAGGUGUGCGAUUCACACGAAUCAGCGGUUGUGGACGGCCGGAGAGGAAGACACCACCAUCAUCAGCAGUAGACCCGACCACACCUGAUCCUUCUCCUUAAUAUUAAUUGUACGGAAAUCUGUAAUGGAUGCCACGCAAGCUUACCUUUUUUUUUUCUUUUCUUAUUUUUUCUUUCAAUUGGAAGUUGUAAUUUUACAAAUUUUGAGAGGGGAAAUCAAAUUGGUCGCUUCAACGCACCGUUUUGAA
Messenger RNA from Momordica charantia (bitter melon), 2476 nucleotides. Its product is annotated as Phototropic-responsive NPH3 family protein. NCBI's taxonomy places the organism in Eukaryota, Viridiplantae, Streptophyta, Magnoliopsida, Cucurbitales, Cucurbitaceae. Gene Ontology annotation, molecular function: protein binding. The record is from RefSeq and is a predicted model, not a curated record.